ACUCUUAGUGCUUUAGAUCUCUAUGCCACUCUCUAGUAUUUCAGCUGAGCCUUUUCCUGUAGCAAAUACAGUUUGCAACACUGUAAUUUAUCUUGGCUGCCCCACCACCACCACCACUACUACCCCUAAACUCAUUGCAAAGAAGGCUUGGUAUGACUGAGGUGAGGUGCUAAUUUGAAAGAUGGAAGACAAAUACUAGUUUCUGACUUAGAAAAAGAGUGCUGCAGUUAGGAUACCUACUUAAACUGGCAGGUUUUAGAAUUUCUGACGGUAUGGUUGGUUUGUUGCUCUCUAUCCUAGAGACCAUCGGUGCUCCACAGAACAAUGUAACUGUACCACUGCUGAUGCCUCUCAUUACCUUGAUGGAGCGACAAGCUGUCGUUUUUGAAGGGAUGGACCUGUGGGAAAGCACUGACCAAAGCUGUGAAAUAAUGCUCAAGCACUUGGCCACUGCUCGGCAGAUAGCGCAGAAUGCAGAAACGUACAGGGUGACUGCAGAACGGAUACUGGAAGGUUUCCAGCCAGAUGAAGAGAUGAGCGAGAUCUUCAAGACAGAAUUUCAAAUGAGAUUGCUCUGGGGCAGCAAAGGAGCGCAAGUUAAUCAAAAUGAAAGAUAUGAAAAAUUCAGCCAGAUUUUAACUGCACUUUCCCGAAAACUGGAACCUCCUCUAGUGAAGCAGGUGGAACAAUUAAAUAUCUAAGACUCUAAACUAUUUAAAUGCUAAACUUGAAAUAAUCAUAGCUUUCUUUUGGCAAUUUGAUACUGCACAUACCUUUAGCAUUUCACAAGAUGUUUAGAACUUUAACUGCACAAUGCACAUGUGUUUUAAAACUACUGAUUACUAAAAAAAUUAUUUAUUUACUGUGUCACCAAGUCAUUUAAUGAUCCUUUGAACAAUUAAGAUUAUUCCUGUAAGAAAGACAGUCAUAGUUUUCCUUAUUUUCCCCAGACUUGCAAUGUUUUAAUAAUAUCUAGGAGUGUGUGUGGGGGAGGUAUCUUAAUGAUAUUAAAAUGAAGCAAAUAAUUAAUAGUGUAAAUAAAGGUAUAGAUUAAAUAUGUGACAUUUCAGUUGUAUAAUAUUCCUUAAAUGAAUAUAAAACACUGUACAUAGAAUUGUGAAUUAAAACAUAUCUUUAUGCAAAAUA
Struthio camelus australis is the source of this 1146-nucleotide messenger RNA. The record is from RefSeq and is a predicted model, not a curated record. Lineage: Eukaryota; Metazoa; Chordata; Aves; Struthioniformes; Struthionidae.